This is a messenger RNA of Eufriesea mexicana, 2504 nucleotides long. RefSeq names its product cysteine--tRNA ligase, cytoplasmic (gene CysRS). Lineage: Eukaryota; Metazoa; Arthropoda; Insecta; Hymenoptera; Apidae. Gene Ontology annotation, molecular function: cysteine-tRNA ligase activity; ATP binding. Gene Ontology annotation, cellular component: cytoplasm. Gene Ontology annotation, biological process: cysteinyl-tRNA aminoacylation. Bases 170 to 2359 code for a protein of 729 amino acids. The transcript has 10 exons. The record is from RefSeq and is a predicted model, not a curated record.
CGUCACUCAUAUUUGGGUGAUGGAACCGCUACGGAAGCAUGUCCCUCACCCAGAUGUGAUUUGUAUAUAAAGUUUCUAUACGGUCCUAUAUUUCAUACAAUACAAUGUUUACAGAACUAAAGAAAUUGUUUCUAUGAGAAUCUAUUAAUAUAUAUUUUAGAGAUUAGAAAUGGCAAAGAGAAUACAACCAUUUUGGAUUCCACCGCAAGGAAAAAAUAGUGUAAUUCUCAAAUUGUUCAACAGUUUGACUAGAAAUAAAGAAAUAUUUAUUCCUCAAUUUGGAAAUCAUAUAUUAUGGUAUAGUUGUGGCCCUACAGUUUAUGAUGCAGCACAUAUGGGACAUGCUAGAUCAUAUAUAUCCUUUGAUAUAUUAAGACGUGUGUUAUCUGAUUAUUUUGGAUAUAAUAUUUUAUAUGUAAUGAAUAUUACUGACAUAGAUGAUAAAAUUAUAAUAAGAGCUAGACAAAAUUAUUUAUAUGAGAAAUAUAUAAAAGAGAAUCAUACUCUUGAUAAAAUUUUGGAUGAUGCAAAAAAUGUAAUGUUCAUUUUUGAAGAUACAGUGAAGAAUACAAAUGAUGUAGAUAAGAAAUCUAUGCUACAGAAGAUAUUGUGUAAUGUAGAAAGGGCUAUUGAAAAUCUUGAGAAUGCAGUAAAACUUAAAGAUGAGGAUAAAAUGAAGGAAUUUCAAGAAUUGUUACUAAAAGAAAUGCGAGAUCCCUUAGCAGAAUGGUUGGAUAAAAAGAAAGGAGCUACAAUUACGGAACAUUCAAUUUUUACCAAACUAGCGCAACAUUGGGAAGUGGAAUUUCAUAAAGAUAUGAAUUCUUUAAAUGUAUUAAGACCAAAUGUUUUAACAAGAGUUAGUGAAUACAUUCCUGAAAUUAUAGCAUUUAUUAAAAAAAUUAUAGAAAAUGGAAUUGCAUAUGAGAGUAAUGGUUCUGUGUAUUUUGAUGUUGCCACCUUUGAUAAACAAGAUAAACAUUAUUAUGCUAAACUUGUUCCAGAAGCAUAUGGUGAUACAUCAAGUUUACAAGAAGGAGAAGGAGAUUUAAGUACAUUAGAGGUAUCUGAAAAAAGAUCAGCAAAUGAUUUUGCUCUUUGGAAAUGUUCAAAAGAAGGAGAGCCACGGUGGGAAAGUCCUUGGGGUAAAGGACGGCCAGGUUGGCAUAUAGAGUGUUCAGUUAUGGCAUCUAUAAUUUGUGGAGAAAGUUUAGACAUUCAUAGUGGAGGAGUAGAUUUAAAGUUUCCCCACCAUGAUAAUGAAAUAGCACAAGCAGAAGCAUAUUUUAAUCAUUCUAAUUGGGUUAAAUAUUUUCUCCAUUCUGGUCAUUUAACUAUAGCAGGAUGCAAAAUGUCGAAAUCAUUAAAAAAUUUCAUUACUGUACAAGAUGCAUUGAAAAAACAUUCUGCAAGGCAACUUAGGCUUGCAUUCCUUUUGCAUUCAUGGAAAGAUACAUUAGAUUAUAGUGAUAAUACCAUGCAAAUGGCAGUUCAAUAUGAAAAGUUUUUAAAUGAAUUUUUUUUAAAUGUAAAGUGUGAGAUUAGAUCUUUAGGUACAGAAAUAAACAUUAAUACCUUUACUAAAUGGACAAAUUUUGAAGUAGAAUUGAAUGAAAAGUUUCAUAAUGCCAGAGAUCUUGUACAUAAUGCAUUAUGUGAUAAUAUUGAUACAAGAAGUGCGCUUGAUGCAAUUAGAGAUCUUGUAGUGCACUGUAAUAUUUAUAUGAAACAGAUUAAACAUCCAAAUACAUUGUUGCUUAGAGAUGUUGCAGUUUAUAUUACAAAAAUGUUUACUAUAUUUGGAGCUAUAUCAUCAACACAUAAUGCUAUUGGUUUCCCAGUAGAUAGCAAUACUGCGAAUUUAAAUGUUGAAGAGGUUGUUAUGCCAUAUCUCGAAGUUCUGGCAAAUUUCCGUGAGAAAGUAAGAAAUUAUGCAAAAACUUUGGAAGCUAGUAGUAUUCUUAAUGAAUGUGAUACAUUACGUGAUGAUAUUUUACCAAAUAUUGGAGUACGUUUGGAGGAUAGUAAUGAGGAGGUUUGUAAAAUUAAAUUAGUAAAUAGAGAAGAACUUUUAAAAGAAAAGGAAUGUAAGAUGCAAAUGGAGUUGGAAAAAACAUUAGAAAAGGAAAAGAAGAAAGUGGAAGCUGCUGCUGCAGCUGCACUAAAAGAAGCACAAAAAAAGAUUCCACCUUCUGAGAUGUUUAAAUUAGAAGAAACUAAAUAUUCUCAAUUUGAUAGUAAGGGUUUACCAACGCAUGAUAUCAAUGGUAAAGAAAUCAGUAAAGGACAGAUGAAAAAGUUGCAAAAAUUGCAGCAAGCACAAGAAAAGAGAUAUAAUGAAUAUCUUGCUUCUAUUUAAUUUAUGAUGUUUAACAUUUUUAUCUGCAUAGUAUUAAUCAAAUGCAUCGGAGAAAUUAUUGUUUAAGAAGGAUAUUGGUUUCACCCUCCUGAAAUAUUUAUUUUCAUUUUAUUUGCUUAUUAUUGCAUUGUUCAUUAAUUUAUUA